This is a messenger RNA of Sphaeroforma arctica JP610, 864 nucleotides long. RefSeq lists its product as hypothetical. The coding region runs from base 124 to 837 and encodes 237 amino acids. NCBI's taxonomy places the organism in Eukaryota, Ichthyosporea, Ichthyophonida. Gene Ontology annotation, biological process: tetrahydrobiopterin biosynthetic process; L-phenylalanine catabolic process. Gene Ontology annotation, molecular function: NADPH binding; 6,7-dihydropteridine reductase activity; NADH binding. The record is from RefSeq and is a predicted model, not a curated record. The transcript is spliced from 5 exons. Gene Ontology annotation, cellular component: cytoplasm.
CAGCUCUGUUUGUAAUACAUGCAGGGGAAAGUUUUGUAUCUAGAAUUAAGUAUAGAAAGGCAAACGUUUGCGAAGUUUUGAUCAAACUCGAUAGAUACAUUACAUAACAAUACGAAAGCAAAGAUGACUUCUGGUAACAACAACGUUCUGGUAUACGGCGGAAAGGGUGCUCUGGGAUCAGCCCUUGUGGCCUACCUACAGAAGCAACAGAUGCGAGUGGUAUCUGUCGACAUCAUGCCCAACGAAGACUGCAAGGACAAUGUGUUGGUCGAUCCCUCUAUGGACCUGCAACCGCAAGGAUAUGAUAUUGAGAAGAAGGUCGGUCAGGUCCUGGGUGAGGAGAAGCUGAGUGCCAUAUACUGCGUUGCCGGUGGAUGGGCUGGAGGAAACGCCAACGACGAUGACAUGCUGAAGAACGCUGAGCUUAUGAUCAAACAGAGUCUCUACACAUCAUUAAUAUCUGCCCGCCUGGCAGCUAAGUUCUUGGCCCCCAAUGGAUUGGUGGUGUUGACUGGCGCAAAGGCUUCUCUUGGAGGUACAUCGUUCAUGAUGGGCUAUGGAGCUACAAAGGCCGCAGUUCAUCAGCUGACUCAGUCUAUGGCGGCUGCGAACAACGGACUACCUGAGAACACCACCACUCUGGCCAUUGCUCCCGUGACCUUGGACACUCCCAUGAAUCGUAAGUUCAUGGCAGACGCCGACUUCACCACAUGGACGUCACUGGAGUUUGUAUGUGAGCUGCUACACGAAUGGUCGACGGCUGCUGCGGAUAGACCCGAGUCUGGCUCAAUCGUACAGCUCAUCACAAAAGACAAUGAAACACGAUGUGAAGUUUAGUUGGUAUAAAUAAAUUUUAUCGAAAUA